AUGAAGUUCUCAAACACAGCCUACCUACUGGCAGCCUUGUCCGCGGCGACACAAGUCCUUGCAGAUGACGGUGACUUGGAGCCUACGCCGGUAUUGCGAGAAUUCGUCCUUCCUGAGGCUGGACAAGUCGAUCUGGUUGAUCUAUACGGCAACCACUUGGACCUUCGACAGGCCACCGAUAUCAACCAGGGCGCCACUCAAGCCGCCACGCAAGCCCCCGCCGUCACCACGUUCAUGAUGAACAAGGCCGUUGGCGCGACCGUCACAUACGCCGCCUGGGUUUAUACACAAACAUUUGCAGAGGUGCCCGAUCAGUUGCCUACACCGAUCGCAGGGAAGAUCGGUCUGGGAAAUUUGGUGAAGCAGGGCAAUGGCAAGAGAGACGCACAACCGGCAGCUGGGUCUCCUGUGGUUCUGGCGCAAGAGCAGGUCGGCGUCACUUUCUGGCAGCAGCCCAUGAAACGCGUUACGGAGAGGGUGAUCAUUCCUGUAACUGCCACGGAGGCUUCGUCGACCGGAGAGCCACCAGCGGUCACACCAAACGGCAGUCCCGCAUGGAGCCCACCCUACGUCUGGAAUACAAUGAUGGGGAAUCAGACCAACGCGACAAUGACUGGCACCGCAUCUGGAACAGCGACAGCUGGCACCGCGAGGUCCAUCUUUCCGAGUCAGAUGAACCCCGCCCAACACUUGCCUCCUUACGACGACUACGGGACCUAA
This is a messenger RNA of Zasmidium cellare ATCC 36951, 720 nucleotides long. RefSeq lists its product as uncharacterized. The record is from RefSeq and is a predicted model, not a curated record. The coding region runs from base 1 to 720 and encodes 239 amino acids. Lineage: Eukaryota; Fungi; Ascomycota; Dothideomycetes; Mycosphaerellales; Mycosphaerellaceae. The transcript is spliced from 3 exons.